AUGGGGAAGGCUUCUUUAGCCCUGAUAUGGGGUCAUGUUCUGAUUAGUCUCGCCUCCAUCCUGACUUGUGAAGCAGUAAUUACGGGUGGAGGAAUUCUUGGGUGCAAGCCAUGUGCAAUAGACGAUUGCAAAAACGAAACAAACUGUCCUCUUGGUUUCAUUAUGGACGUCUGUAAUUGUUGUACCAAAUGUCUUCGGGUUAACGGUCAGACCUGUGGUGGCGUGGGUUAUGUCGUCGGUCGCUGCGCAAAGGGAUUAAAAUGCAAUUUAGCUGGUGCAUCUUAUCAGCAUCCUGUAGGAAUUUGCAUCUCAUUAAUCAAACCCACUUCUAAACCAGCUCAAAAACUCUUGAUAGACAAGCCUAUUAACGAUGGGGAAAAUUUUCCUCGACACGAUAUUCCAGGUAGCAUUCACCAAAAAGAGGGGAACGAUUUAUCAGGCGAUGAUACGAAAUAUUACGUUCACCCAAAUGGAAUAUGGAGUAUACACGCUGUUAAAAUUCAAGAUGGUAUUACAGCGAGUAAAGAAGAACCCGAUGCGAUGAAUUCAACACAAACUGACAAAACGCAUGAUCAGGCACUGCACAAGAAAUCUACCAAAGGUAUAGUAUAG
Stylophora pistillata is the source of this 612-nucleotide messenger RNA. RefSeq lists its product as uncharacterized. The record is from RefSeq and is a predicted model, not a curated record. NCBI's taxonomy places the organism in Eukaryota, Metazoa, Cnidaria, Anthozoa, Scleractinia, Pocilloporidae.